AUGGAUUCCCGCAGCUAUCCAUAUUUCCCGCCGCCUCCGGGCCAGCCCGGCGCGGUGCCCCCGCCCCCGCUUCCACCGCGCGCCGUUAGCCCGGCGGCUAGCUAUCCUCCACCGCCGCCACCAUCGGUCUCGCACGCGCCAUAUCGACCGUCUCAAUACCUUCAAGCUCCCCAGAGCACCGGAUGGUCUCCAUCUACGUCUACUUCGAGCCAUGGGCACCAGCAGUCUUCUUACCCCAGUUCACCCAUCUCGCCCUCAGCCAUUCCUCAAGGAUAUGAUCCAGGGAAGUGGCCUCAACAACCGCAGUACGGGGCGACAAGUCCGUCAGGGCAGUAUCAACAUGCGGCUCAAGGAGUACAGGCUCACCAGAACCCAGCUUCUGCCUCACAGUUACCUAGUCCUAAGACCCAGGCAUCUCAGCCCUUCUACGCAGGGUUGAAGACCGAAAAGCUGCUUGGCUCCUACCAGAAUGUCAAGAAUAAAGCUCAGCAAAGACUGUCACAGUAUCUGGCGCAAUCAGGUCAACAAACGCAGCGUCGUGACUAUGGAUCACCGCAAACGCAGACACACAAUAUGAGCUUGCCGCCAAUUUCAUCCAUCUCGCCGGCGAGCACGACUUCACCGGUUCAUCAUCACAUCCCACAAGGCAAAAAUCAACAGGGCGCAUAUGAGAUUUCUACAGCGGCAUCUUGCCAGAGUCCUCAGUCGCAGUUCAAAGACGGUCCUUCACCAUCGUCACGGAGUCACCACUACCCCCCUCCGCCGCCGUUAUUAGUCAACACCCGGCCGGCGGAGAACCAUAAAGUUGUUCCGGCUGAUGCUCAGUACAUCACCGGUGAGCCUUAUCACUACCAAGAAUUUGGUCCAUCCAAUGUGGUGCAGGAGGAGACAUCAGCCUCUUCAUCUGCACUCAGUCCUGAAGCUGUCGCACCAGCCGAUCAACAGCACACAUCCUAUCCACCUCCGCCACCCACACCCCGAAAGAUGCCCCUUGAAGGUGAUGAUCCGAAUAAUGGCCAAAGCAACUUCAACGAUGCUGUGGCAAGUGUAUCUACCAGCUCCGAAUCAACAGCCUCUUCGAUGCUGAUUCAUAACUUACCCCUGAGACCUGCACCGGCACCUUCUGGGCAGCGACCAGAAUCCAAAGACUCGCCGCUCUCUGUUCAGCAGCGACCUACUACAAACACUGAGCAACUCCGUUUUCGGGAGGAAAAUACCAGCUUUCAGAGCAGCCCUGAACGAACAAACACAUCGAAGAGCUCAGACCCUGUCCUCGAUGGAUGGAGAAGAGCCGUACCAAUACCCGUCUUUUCCGAAGACGGCAAGCCCAACGAUAUCAUGUGGGAUUGUCCCGAAUCACGAGUCGUCGACUACGAGACUGAUUGGUAUCACCUACCCGACAUCCCAAACUUCACCAUCUGUACCUGCUGCUACGACAUGUACCUUGCAGCUACUCCCCUUUCAGACUCGUUCAAACGUGUCCGGAGGCCCAGAGGGGCAUGUGGCUUGAAGGCUCAUCGCGUCACCAAAGUAAUAAUACCCCAAUACCUGAAAACGCUAGACCCUCAGCCUCUCCGAGACUACAUGACGAAACGUCUCAGCAUCCAAGACUGUCACGGUGUGGGCGGCGUCAAGGGAACUGCAGGCGUCAAGUGGUUCAAGCCACUUGAUGCGAGACUGAAUGGCUUCCUUUCAUGCGAAGCCUGCUUUGAAGAGGUAAUCCUAGGCACAGCGUUCCAUCAAAACUGGGCACCCUACGACUCAACUCAAGCCGAGGAUGAUGUUUGGGCGUGCGAUAUCUGCAUUCCCUACAUCGGUCGGAUCUUGAUCGACUACUCCUUGACUCGUACCUGGGAAGACUGGACCCAAUCGACUGUCAAAUACCUAAAUCUCCCAAAGUGCGAAAAAGAAUUGGCCGUUUCCCCCUUUUCUCGACAAUGGGUGCGCUUAUCCGGCGGACGCGUACCCAACCUCAAAAUCUGCGAGAAAUGCUUCGCCGAGAAUUUGGCAUCCACACCACUUGACUAUGGAUUCGAAUUCAUUCCUGUAGAGCCAAUUACCAAGGGACCGAACUGGAUGGAGGUGGCACUCGGACAUCGCAUACAAGAACCCGAACCCUGGCUCUGCAGCGUGACGAACAAUUUCCCUCUGGUUGCGGCCAUGUCCAUGGCUAAAGACCUGAGAAACAUCGAUGCUCUUGUCAGAGCAGCAGAGAAUGUCCUCGCGAACUCUCCGUGUACCGAGAAGGGGACCUCUCGAGAUACGUGGUACACCUUGGCUGGCGGCGACGCGCCCGAGGACUUCAAAAUCUGCCCGGCUUGUCACGCGGCGUGGGUCAGCCCUCUCAAGCUUGAUCGAUUCUAUGAGGUAGAAAGAGGUGUAAACCCCACAAAGCCAUUUGUCUGUAGUCUUCAUCCCUCAAAUCCGCGAUGGACGGAGCAUAUUCAUCGGUGGCAGGAGGCUCUUGAGACGGGUGUCUGGUCAAGAUACUCCAACUGGGUCCGCGCGUUCGCCGAUGUUCCACCCUGCGCAGGAGAUGGACAGAUUACGAACGCCAAGUGGUACGGCUGGGACGACUGCACCAUAUGUGCGGAUUGCUGGGUCACUUUCUGCAAAGACGCACAUCCCGCCGCCGCCAGCCUGCCGAUGGAUUACCACAAACAGCUCGUAUCAGACGCGAGGAUGUGCUGCAUGUACUCCCCGCGCAUGCGACAGAAAUGGGUGGAAGCCUGUGAAGCAGGCAAUGCAGGCGGUCUCGUCGAGUUCUCCAGGACGAGAAUACAGGUGUACUACCAGACGGUGGUGGAGAUUCGACGAUUGAGAGUCGUGCACGAGAUGCAGGUCCUGCAGUCCCAGAAUGCCGGCACCCAGAGCCUCACCUGGGCAUCCAUAGAGAAGACCAGGCUCCUUGUUGGGACUGACGGGUACCAACACGGAAACAGCACGCUGGGAUGGCAUGCGACGAGCGAGGGGGCCACAAGUGCAGCGUACAUGCGAGAGAUGAAUAGUCUUGCGGGCCAGUCUUGGGGCACACUGAUCCAGAUUGAGAAUUUGCAGAACCAGUGGAAGAUGUUCGAGUGA
This is a messenger RNA of Colletotrichum gloeosporioides, 3081 nucleotides long. RefSeq lists its product as uncharacterized. The transcript has a single exon. Bases 1 to 3081 code for a protein of 1026 amino acids. NCBI's taxonomy places the organism in Eukaryota, Fungi, Ascomycota, Sordariomycetes, Glomerellales, Glomerellaceae. The record is from RefSeq and is a predicted model, not a curated record.